Messenger RNA from Pelobates cultripes (western spadefoot toad), 16296 nucleotides. Lineage: Eukaryota; Metazoa; Chordata; Amphibia; Anura; Pelobatidae. The record is from the annotation of a GenBank genome assembly.
AUGGAGUUGUGCGCGGACUGUGACAUUAGGAGGUCAGUGGAGGUACCGGCUCCGCGGACCCAGGGCUACUGGAGAGUAUGUGAGAGAUCCCGGGAGAUCAUGGACUUCAGCGAUGAGGUCCUGCUGCUAAUAGUGGGUUACCUGGAUCCAUAUUCCCUGCUCAGAACCGGAGCCACCUGUUACACCAUGCACAGGAUCUGCAGCACUGACAGUCUAUGGGCCAAGCAUUGCACAGUGAGUGUCUGGGAUUACCUGGGGUCCACUGGGAUCAUCUAUAGCUGACUCUUAGCAGCCACCUAUAACCCUUGCUACGAUUACUGUCAUGGCAUGAUCUAACUCUACCACCCAGCUCAUACCCAGUAACCCCUUCAUAAAAACAAAUGUAUUGUUUCUGACUGGGGGGGGAGGGUGUUCAGGUAAUGCUCUCUGCUUUCAUGAUUGACUAUAUGGUUUGAUUGGUUGGGAACCUACCGCUCUGUCAACUUGUAACUUAUGUAAGUGGAAUAAGGUCAAUAGCAAGCUGGAUUUGAGUUGCAAAAAAAAAGCUUAGAGGGGUUUUUGGGCAGUAACAUUUAUUUAAUCUUUUUUGUCUUGGACAGCCGUAUUCUUAUUGGCUGAAAUAUAUACAAGCAUCCAAUCUGCGCACAGGUCUGAGUAAAGACUUGGCUUCUUUUUGACAGAUCUACAGGUCUUCUAACUGGAGGGAUUUCAGCAACAAUAGAAUCCCCACCAGGAAGAACAUAUAUAUUUACAAACUGAAGUUCUCAGUGUAGUUCUUUAUAUUGAAACUUUAAUGGUCGUUAGUUUGUUCUGAUUGGUGGCUCACUUUCCCAUGUAUAGAAUAUCUAGCUAACUGUUUGAAACUUUUCUAGGAAUUAUUAAAAUUCGUUCAAAAUGUCAUGAAACAUUAACUGUGCUGGACAGUUACAUUAAGAAAUCCAUAACAAUGUCUCUAUAUAGUUACUAACGGUUAGCUUGUCUGUGGCUCUUGCUAGGUGAAGAGGCUUUCUAGUGAAACUUCUGAAACGUAUUGGUCCCAAACUGCACUCUCUAUCUACAUCUUUCACUAGUCUAAUCUUUAACACCUUCCUCACUUCUCAUGUACAUUUCAUAAUUUGUUAUCUUUAGUGGCUUUUUUUUUUUUGUAAUGACUUGGAGAUAUUAUUGUGAUGCUUGGUAAUUAAAUGUGUCAAGUGAAUUUCAUUAUACACUGUGCCUCACUAGACCACCCACAGUCACACUAUCAUUUGUUCCCCAUUUACACUCAAUGUAAAGUGCCCUUUGCAAAAUGUUGUUCACUCAUUUUGCAGGAAAACAGAUUUUAUUUAUCUUUGUAAGAGCUUUUAUUAAGAUUAACUAACUAUACUUGCAUAAAGGCUUUCAAUGAAGUGCUUAAGCAGCUAGAGGUUCAGUAUGCAUAAUGAUGGGAAUGUCAUUCCUUUGCACAAUUUAGAUCAGAUAUGCAGCACCAAUCCAUGCAUAUUAAACAAUGUGUACAGGAUACACAUACAACUUAAAUCACGUGCAGAUAACCUGCCCACAUUUCUAGGUCAGGUGUCUGUAGACUCAGAAUUCUAAGGUGCUCCCACUAUAAAAAGUAAAGAGAAACGGUGUGAUUAACUGGCCAUUGCAUGCAUAAGUCAUAUUUUACAUUUCUUAUAUGAUCCCAUUUCUGCUUUAAAUGUUUUCAUGUAAUCUGAGUAUAGUGACUGUGUGUGCAGGUUUAAAAUAGAAGUGGUUAGGGUAAAAAGUAUCUUGCGUGAAGGGCUAACAUCUUAGAGUACCUUGACAUUAGUCUGCACAUUUAGGUGUUCAAAGUUGCAGUAUAUUCAAGUAGCCAGUGGGUGCACUUUGUUGUGAAGUGUCUUGUGUUUUGGUUGUGGGCUUGGCAUGGCAAAAGAAUAUCCAAGCUAAUAGCCUAGAUUCUAAACUUAGGCUAGCAUUUUAAAGCCAAACCUUGAAAAGUAACAUUCACAUUGUUUGGUAAUGUAUUGUAGUGACCUUGUGUUUCUCAGUGGUGAGUACGUUUUUAGGCCUGUCUAGUGGCAUUUGAGCUCUGCGUUACUUGAUUUUUAGAGGAUCAUUUGUGUAGUAGUUGAGUCAUCUUAUCUUGUUGGGAGCUAAUUAUCUGAUAAUCUAAUCUCAAUGUGGCUCUCCCAGUGAGACUGAUGGCUGUACUGAGGCAUGGAAAACCAUGAGAAAUUAGAAUUUCUUAAAGCUUUAAGACUGAUGGUCAGCUUUCAUAAAAAGCUUGUUCUUUGUUACUCUUGGUGAAAAUUUUUUUUUUUUUUUUUUCUUCUUCUGACAGGUUGUCUUUGGCUCAGGCUUCAGAAGUAGUGACACAUGCUACUCGCCAAAGGAGGCUUUUAAGCUUCUGUUUAUAUGGAGGAAGGUAUAUCGGAGCCUGCCCUACAAUAAGUAUCUGCAGGAUUUAUUAUUUUCUGGUACAACUCCUAAAGAAUAUUGGCUGCGUUGGCUCACUUUAGAGGAAGUUAUUCCUCUUCCUCCCAUCCAACUUGCUGAUCAUGAAAUAGAAGACAUUUGGGGAAUUGGUAAAGAUCUUCUGGAUGAAAAACAUAAAGGUUAGUUGCAUUGAAAAGUCAAUGUUUCUUCUGGUUCUACAUGUAAUCAGAAGACUGCAUUAAAUUUAUUAAAGGUGCAGACACAAGCCCUGGUUCUUUGUCAAUCUAUUAGAUGUUUGACCAAAGUCAGAGCCCCAGAUUCCUUCUGAGGAUUUUCUGAACCAAGGUGAAGGUUAUAUUUAGAUUUAAAGAGACAGUUUGUCUUUGUCGUGUCUAGAAUAAAAUAUUAUAAAAAUGCUCUCUGAACAGGGUUUUUAUUUUUUUUUUAACUGUUAACUUCUGUUGGUGUAUUCUCCAGUUACAGAUGAAUCCCUGGAAGAGACAGAAAAAUUGGUUUACAAAUAUGAAUGGAAGGAGCUCAACAAACUGGCCCUGGGUUAUCAUGGCUCGUUAAUAAAUAUGCAAGAACUUGUACUUCAGCAUGUGAGUGGUGAAUGUAAGUAGUCAGUGUGGUGGGUCUCGAACCCUCACUUUAUUUGCUGUUACUGUUGGAAUUACCGUUGUAUGCUAAAACAUCCCAAUAAACUUGGUGAAAUAUGGCAACCCCCUUACUGAAAAGCAAAAUAUUAAAAUGCAGCUUAGUUUAAUGUUUUAAAUAUGACAUUAAUGGAACACUAUAGUGUCAGGAAUACAUGUUUGCAUUCCUGACACUAUAGUGUUGAAAUGACAGUUUAGAUGUCAUGGCCCUUUACCUCACUCUUUUAAAGACUAACAAUCUUAUUUGCAGUGCUGUGUGGCUCUGCUCCCUUGAUUGAGAUAAAAAAAAGUAAAAUUACAGCCAAUUCAAUGCUUUUCCAUAAAGUAUUGGGAGUCUAUCACCCAUACAUGGCAAAAUGCCAUGCUGCGCCAUUCAGCAUCUCCUCACUGAAUCCAUGCAUAUCUAUGGGAAGAGUACAGAAUCUCAAUGCAGAGUCUGGACUGUCAGUGCUGCACAUUGUGCAGCACUGACCCAUGAAGAAUCUCAAGUGGCCAUCAGAAGACCAUAAAAAAAACCUAAGAUUAUGGUCUUCCAAAGCUGCCCCCACUUUGGAGUGCUAUAAUUCAAAGAUCACACUGUCGUUGGAAUUAUCUGAGGGGGCAAAGGAGGAUGUCACACUGCCCAGACACAACCAUGCACGUGAACUUGGGGACCUUUCCAAUAACACUCACAGACCCCACUUGUCCAUGCCUCCAGAAGCGGCUCUGUUUAGGUGGCUGCCUAAGGCCUGGCGCUGGCUGGGGCCUCGUGGCUGCCUAAACCGCCUUAUGGCGAACUGUCAGUUCCUCGGUCAGUGACCUAGGACCUGACACCAGGAGGGGGCCCGGCAGCUUGCCCGAUAUGCCGCCGGGUGCGAGGUCCCUCCAGGGGCUAGAGCACCUGUAGCCGUUGGUCUGCAGCUCCCUGCAGUGUGCAGAGCUGCAGACCAAAUGUCUCGCAAGAUCUGGCCAAUUGGAGUGUUGCUGCGGGUUAACACAGAAUGCUCUGACGGGUCUCACCACCGGACCACCAGGGAAUGAAGGUAUUUAGUCCGCCUCCCUCCCAGUAACCCCCUCACUAUCACCCACUCCCUCCCAGUAUACACCUCCCUCCCAAUAUACCCCCUUCUUUGCAGUAACCCCAUCAAUAUAACACUCUAGAAAAAUAUACCUCCUCUCUCCCAGUAUACCCCCUCACUCACAUGAUCACCCACCUCCCUCCCAGUAUUCCCAUCACAGUACUGCCUUACCUCACACUGGAUCACCCCUACUAUGUAGUGUCACCAUAUUCACACACUAUCACCCGUCUCCAUACUUUCAGCCCUUUCACAUAUCCACACUCUCAUUAAACACUCCCAAACUCACCUGCCUUCACUUUGCCACACUCACCUUCUCACAUUAAUCCCCUUAAUCCUGCCACACUCCUUCCUCCAACCAUGCCACAUUCACCCCAAAACUGAUGCCACACUUACAUUUUCAUUUGUUUUCGAGAACCCCUUCACACCAGUACUUAUUUAUACACUACUGGGCUAUGCAACCAUACCCCACAAUUGUGUAUAAAUGGCAUAAUUGCAAAUUUAUUUAUUUUUAUACUUUGGUUGUUAGUGGGGCUUGAAGUUCGCCCAAGGCUUAAAAGUGUAGAGCUGCCUCUGCAUGCCUCUAACACUUGGUUGUGGCUUUUUUUUAUCUGGAAAACUUGGGUGUCACUUAACAUGUAUUCCUCACCCUAUAGUGUUUAACCCACCAUUUAGGUGGUUUGCCCCUUAUAAAACUGUAAAACUCUCCUUAUUUCCAGCACGGGGCUGCCAACAAUGGCGCCACCCCCUUUGUGACAUCAAAUGGCCGCUUUUUAGCCAAUCCAAUGCUUUCCCAUAGAAAAGCCAUUGGGUUGGCUAAAACUGGCACGGGGCCAAAUGCAGUUUUGGCCAAUCAGUACCUCCUCAUAGAGAUGCAUUGAAUCAAUGCAUCUGAGGAAAAUCUAGCAUCUCAAUGCAGAGCGUGGGGAUGCUAAACGGCAGGGCUGCUUACUGUGCAGCCCUGAGCCAGGAAGUCCCUCCAGUGCCUGAAGGGAGCUAUUACACUCACCAGAACAACCACAUUGAGCUGUAGUUGUUCUGGUGACUAUAGUGUCCCUUCAUCAUUUGCACUCUUGUGCUAGUACUGCACCAGUGUGAUAUUAAACAUGGCUUUUAUGUGUGUAUAAGCCAGGGAAACUGUCCCUUAAAUUAUUUUUUUUUAUUUAUUUUUUUUUAAUUGGUCCUUCACUAGCUCUUGCUUGAGGUAAUGUCAAGUUCUAGAUGUCCACUCCAUCAGGACCUAAUGGCUUGGACAAGAUAUCAGAUUGCUUGUGCAGUCUAGUUAAAUGUUGAGGUGUGUGUAUGUAUGUGGUUUUUAUUUAUUUUUUUUCUUGAAUUAACAUACACGCCUGAGUUUAAAAAAAAAAAUAUAUAUUUUUUUUUUUUAGGUCACGAAGAGUUGGAGGGGCUCUUCAAACAAUACAUGGUUUGUCGGUACCAGUGGCUAUUUUCCUAUUGGCUGUUUGGCCUUUCAAGACCUGUUGCCAAGCAACUACAGAAACUUUACCUAUGGUGGAAGAGUUAUGACAAAAGAAAGGUGUCAAACUGGGGUGCUGCAAACUGUGAUAUACAAUACAUUGCCUCUCUUCAUCCAAUCACUCUGGACUACUUGAAUGGAAUUCUAGCCAAUGGGGAAGAGCAUGUGGGUAAGAAACAAUAGUGCAGAUGCAUAUAUUUCACAUGCUGCAAUUGCACCAGGGGUGAGGCUGUGAUACUGUGUAACUAAAAUCCUAUAAGGUUGGGUUACAGUUCGUUGUCGUUUAUUUUUUUUUAUUUUCUUUUUUGCCAUGCAUGUUUAAAUUGGCUUGAUAUCCAUUAGCUAGCUGUGUGACCAUGUAAGUUGCAUCACCUCAAAAUAUAAUCUGCAGAAUUUCCUAAAAGUUGAGUUAAGUUUACUUUUGUCAAAAUUUUAAAUUUCUUGUUUAGGUAUCCGGAAUGUUGAAAACUUCUUCUCAAUGAGCAGAUCUCUUCUAGCCUGGAUUCUGGGCCGCCGAUGGGGUCGAUUUAAACAAAAGAAGGUAUUUGGACCCUUUUGACAGCAAACUGAAUAUAUUUUGAUAGUUGCAUGUAAUGUGUAUUUAAAAUGAAUGGUAUACACUGCUGACUAUAUACAGUGUCUCACUAUAAACAAGACUGGAGAUGGAUAUAGAUAUAUAAUUAUACAUCCAGUAGGACUUUUCAAGGGAGGUCUUAUUUCAGGGAAAAACAUGUGCUAGAAUGCAGGUCUAGGUUAGGGGGAAUUCCCUGAACCUAGAUCAAUUCACUAAGGCACAGAAUCCUGCAAAUCUGUUAUGGGGAACUUUCCUUAACAGACUAGUUCACUUGCGAAUGGAAUCUUGGGUAUCUAUGUUCGGGGCAACUUCCCUGAGCAUAGAUAAGAUUAUUUGCAAAUGGAAUUCCACACCUCUUUCGGCAAAAUUCCCAAAACAUAGAUUAGCAAACAGCUAGGGCUUAUUUUCAGGGUAGGGCUUGUAUUAAGAGCAUCCACUGAAAAUAAGCUAGGGUUUUGUUUUGUUUGGGUUUUUUUUUAUUUAUUUUAUUUAUUUAUUUUUGCCCCUUCAUAUGUGAAAUGUCUCUGGUUAAAGUAAAAACUAAUCUCCGAGGGUGUUUAAUAAUGGAGGUGGAUUCAGCCAAGGCUCUAUAUAGACUUAUACUAGGGGCUCAACACUUUAGGCCUGUGCUACUUGACAUGUACAUAAAGGCACUCACUGUGAGGACUUCCUGAGUGCAACAUGCCCAAGGUAUACUUCCAUAAAGGACUGUACAGAGUCAGGAAUGUAGUAAAGUCAGACUUAUUGGAGAUGACCUCAUAAUUUGGCCCGCAGAAGUGCCUUUAUCAAGCUUGAUAUGAGCUGAAAUGUAAUCCAUCUUCUGUAAUCUGGUGCACAGUCCUUUCUAUUGCUAUGCUACUAUAAAGACUCAAGUUACUUGCCACUGCAGGGUACUCUGUGGGGAGCAUUUUGAUUAGUCUGAUAAAAUGUCACUAUGAUGGCGCAUUUGUGUAAAAAUUGAGCCUUGUUAAAGUGGUAAGACUUAUUUUGUACAGGUGACAUCCAUUGACUAGAAGUCUUGCCCUCUGUUACAAACCAUCACAUUACUUAUAAUGACUUUCCUGAGUGACCCUUAUGGGUCAGUUAAAGGGACACUAGUCGCCAAAACAACUUUAAUAUUCUAAAGUUUGCAUUAAAGGAAGUGUAAACAUUAGAGUACUUGAUAAAGUAUUUAGGUCACAUGUGGGAGGUGUGCCUUGGGCUGUAUAAAGUGUUAACUCCUAAGUGGCAGAGAAUUUAGGAGGCCCAAGCAUGGGCGUCCGCAGGAAUUUUUCCGGGGGGCAUAAUUGUAAUGACAUCCAUGCUUGGUCCCUUUUUCAGUGUCAUGAAAGAUAGGCAGACAAUGUAAUAGAGCAGCAGGAAAUGCUAGCAGAAUGCUUUGUUGUAUAGGGAGAGUUCUUGGCAGUAGAAAGAGGGAAGUGCUCAUGCCAUUGUACAGAACACAGGUGAGACCUCACUUGGAGUAUUGUACUGGAGACCAUAUCUUCAGAAGGAUAUUGAUACCUUAGAGAGGGUUCAGAGAAGGGCUACUAAACUGGUUCAUGGACUGCAGGAUAAAACUUACCAGGAAAGGUUAAAGGAUCUUAACAUGUAUAGCUUGGAGGAGACGGGGGGGAUAUGAUAGAAACAUUUAAAUACAUAAAGGGAAUCAACACAGUAAAGGAGACUAUAUUUAAAAGAGAAACUACCACAACAAGAGGACAUAGUCUUAAAUUAGAGGGACAAAGGUUUAAAAAUAAUAUAACUUUACUUAGAGGGUAGUGGAUGCAUGGAAUAGCCUUCCAGCUGAAGUGGUAGAGGUUAACACAGUAAAGGAUUUUAAGCAUGCAUGGGAUAGGCAUAAGGCUAGGGACUAUUGAAAGUAUUUAGAAAAUUGGGCAGACUAGAUGGGCCAAAUGGUUAUUUGCCGUCACAUUCUAUGUUUCUAUGAAAGGGCAUAGUCACUGUCACAUAAAGCCAGGGUGCAUAGCGUUUUCACAACUAUGGUGUCAGAAAUAAAUGUUUGUAUUCCUGACACUAUAGUGUUCCUUUAGGCAAAUUAAAGGAACAUUCUGGUCCCCAUAACAACUUAAUCUAAAUGAAAUUGCUAUGAUGCCAGGAGGAUCCAGGGCAUUCUUUCUUUAAAGGUGUUAAACCUCUAUCAAAUGGUUUUACCCCAAAGGCUUCCUCCAGGUCGCUCAGUGGUAUUCGGCUUCUGAAACCAGAGUGUCCAGAGUGCAGAUUUACCUUAGGCAUGGGUGCUGCAGAUUGGCUAGAGUUCAUACAAAUGUUUUACUUUUAUGAAUGGGGAGCUACUGAUUGGCUAGAGCAGUCCGCUGGCACUCUAAGCCAAUCCGCAACACCUCUACCCAGUGGAACUCUGCUUCCUGACACUCAGUAAAUAAAAGUGAACACGGAUAUUUAUAUUUUUUUACAUCUGGAGAUGAGAAGGUCCAAAGUUUCCCUGCCAGGCCCAGGUACCAAAGCCUUAUGAUGUGGUGUCCAGAAUGAAGUAGAGGGUUCGCUUCAAUCUCCUUUUCUCCUUCAUUUGACUGACAGUCGUCUUUUUCUCCUGACACUGUCUUCUUUCCUCCUUGGCUCUUUCUGCUAAUUUUGCAACUUUCUGCUUUUUUUUAUCCCUUUCUGCUCCUUCUCCUUUACCUUUGUGCUCUUUGCAGACCCUUCUCCUUUCUGCCCCUACCUGUAGGCUGUCUCCCCAUCCCUCACUUACCUGAUCUAUAGCCUGCCCCUGUUGAUUCAGUCAGAGAAGCAGGGAUAAGAUGCAGCUUCCUAUCCCUGCCUCUCUCCAUACACAGCGCCACCUACUGGCCGGCAUAGUGAAUAAUGUAAGCGCCUUUAGGCAGUUCCGGUUUUGCAGUCAAGGUGGUGUGCCCAUCACAUUGCAUGCUGGUUCCCUGCACACAGUGGUGGAAUGCACACCGUGAGGCCUUGCGUUCCACUGAAUUUCUGAUUUGUGCUACUGUGCAGGUUGGAACUUGGUUGUUUUGGCACUAAAUUUGAACUUCUAGCACUACUUAAGCUGUGCUAGACCCUCCUGUCAGCUGUUCAGAUUGGGUCUGCUGUGUCACCAGCCCUCCCAUGGCUCUGAGGUUUUUUGAGGUUAAAAUAGAUUUCUCUACUUUAAAAAUUAAUUUAAUUCUCAAAUUUGGAUUUUAACAUAGAUUUGUUCUUUUUCACAAUGUCUAAUCCGGUUUCACCUGAUAAAACAGGGCACCAUUCGUGCAAAUGGCAAAGUAUAGCUGAACAGGACUUUGUUUUCAGCCAAAGCGUCUCUGUGGAGAAGGUUAGGGUCAGUGGUGUUCGUGCAAAUGUGUAGCCGAUUUCAGUUCCAUGGAUUUGGCUGCACACACUGCUGACCUCGUUCGACUGAAUAAAGAUGGCCACCGUCAUGUGUUGGUCUAUACGAACUGAGGCCACCCAGCAGUCGGCAGUUAACCUACAGCAACCCCUCUGCCUGGGAGGUAAACUAUCCGCACACUUCCACUUCUGUGUGGUCUGCCUGUGUAAUACUUGGUUCAGUAAGCCCCAUUUACCAAACCAAGUGGGAAGAAGCCAUGAAUAAAGUUUAAGGGUCUGGGGACAGUCUUAAAGGGGCACUGUUCACAAGUCACAAUGUGCCCACAGACUUUUUUUUUUCUUGCUUUUAAAGGGCCAUACACUGCAGGGCCAUAGUCACAGGGCAGGAGGCUGGCAAGGAGUCCUCUCCCAGCCCAAGUGGCGAAGGGCACUUCGUCACAGGUUUUCCUGUUCAAGAGAAACUGAUCAAUUUGUACAGGGAAUGGAAAAAUCUGGAAAGGAGAGCAUUUAUUUCAAGGCAUUUUAAUAAUCUUUUCAAUCCAAAGUAAUGCUAAAUGGGGAAGAACUACCUAAGGUAGACAUUCAGGUAGCUCAACUCUCAGACACCCAUUCCAGUUGGUGAAGUUUCUGGCCUUAAAUAUCCAAGGGACAAGCUGGCUGAGACCUCUUGUAGAAGAGCCUCCCAGUCAGCUUGCUUUCAAUGUAAUGCCUUAGCCAGGGCUUCUGUUAAAGCUCAGCUUUUGGAUACAAUCCCUGGAAAAUUGUUUGUUUGGAAGAAGCUGACAAAGACUUGGCCCAUAUCAUGUAUACCUUGAAGCUCUCCAGUGAACUUUAAUGGAUGUCAGAAGGAAUUCUGAAAUCGUCACGCAUUAUGGGCUUUUCUUCUGUAGCCAGAGGAGCUUUAUGGCUACGAUCUUGGUCUGCUGUUACGGCCUCAAAGUCUGCCCUGUGAAUUACCUCUAGAAAAAGCUGUUUGAAUCUCCUCUGGAAGAGAUAUCCGACAAAUGUCUGAAACAAAAAGGCCCUUCCACAGGAUAGAAAGUUCUCUCGGAAGUCUGGUUACAAGAGCUUCCAGUCUUGCAUGCACAAUUAUGGAUAUCAAGACCAAUUCAGAUUCAGGGGUUAGCGUCCCAAUGAACCAAGAUUUCCAAGAUGUGUGUUUUCAUCUUUCUAGUUCCAAAGCAAGAUCAAUCCCUGAGGCUGAUCCUGGAUCUAAAGAAUUUGAACAAAAUCAUCUCAUACCAAAAUUCCACAUGGAAUCCAUUCUCAGCUACCCAUAUCAUACAUAAAGGGGACUUCAUGGCUACCCUGGAUCUCAGAUGCCUAUCUUCAUGAACAUAUGGCCCAAGCGUCAAGAAAAUUCUUAAGAUUAGUCAUAAGAAUAAGAGGAGAAACUUCUCAAUUUCCGUUUCAAAGCACUGCAUUUCAAUCUAACAUCAGCUCAAAGAAUUUGCACGAAGAUCUUGUCUCCCAUUACUGCAGCUUUAAGGGAAAAGGGUAUUGCUAUCAUUCCAUAUCUUCUAAAAUCAAAGUCAAAAGAGCUCUUGAAUAUUCAUGUCCAGACUACUAUAGAUUUCUUAGAACAUCACGGUUGGGUGAUCAAUCAAAAAGGUCUCCUUCAUCCUGCAACAGAAGCUCAAUAUCUGGGAUUCAUCAUAAACUUAAGGACUCUCCUUACUCCAGAAAGAGAGGAAAUUAAAGAGAAGGGUUGUGUGUUUUUUACCAAAAAGAACCAAGCUGUUCAAUUUGAAGGGCUUCAAACUUCAGAGAAAUAAAGUCUUAAUACUCUUAUUUCAAAACUUGGAUAUCCUGCAAAGCUGUAAGAAUUCAAUCAGACAACAGUUGCUUAUUUAAACAGACAAGGAAGGUGUCUGCUCAAAUCUUUCUUUGGACACAAAAGGAGCUGAAAGAUUUGGCCCCUACACACAAAGGGGAAAGACGACUUAGUAGCAGACUAGUUGAGCAGGUCAAAAUGGUCACAAGCAGAAUGGUCCCUUCAUCCAGACUUAUUCUCAGAUCACCAGAAGAUUCUGAACUUCUGGUGUAGAUCUGAUGGCCAGGAGGAUAAAUUGCAAGGUCAGGAUGUUGGUCUCACUUCAUAGCCAAGAUCAUCCCCACUUUCAAGAUGGGAUGACUAGCAACUAAUUUCAAUCUGGCAUAAUUUUUAUUUUUUUCCAGUAGCCUUGAUUCCAAGGAUCAUCCAGAAACUCAGAUCAGAAGAGGCUCAAGUGCUGGCAAUUAUUCCUUACUGGCACAAAAAUGCUGACUUUUGGAGUUGUGGAUGAUGGCUGUAGCUUUUUGGGAACUACCUAUUGACAUUCCCUUGUUGAACAGGCAACUGCCCCUCUACACCUUGAGUAUGUUCAGGUUGACAGCAUGGCUGCCACAAGGCUAAUACUUCAGUCAUGGCAUUCAAUAUAGCAGGUUUAUUUUGUUUUUUUGGUUGAGCUCUACUAGGAAAUCAACUUUGAGAAUUUUAUUUAAGAAUUUGGAAAAGGUUCCUUCAUUGGUGUCAACUGCCUUCAAAAUUCACCUUCAGGGUACACGAUUAUCAAUUUUCUUAAUGAUGGUUUCUUAUCUGGUCUCAGCAUCUCUACUUUAAAGGUGCAUUUAUCUGCCUUGAGCAUUUCAUUAAAGAAUUUGCUUCUGAGUUAUUGACUAGACACUACUUUAAAGCAAUCCUGCUGCUCAGACCUCGCAAGUUUUAUGUCCCUUCUUGGGAUUUGUCACUAGUUUUGCAGGCUCUGUAUCUCCGUUUGAGCCUUUCGCAGAUGUCCCUUUUAAAGUUAGUAGGGGGGAGGGGGAGGAGAGUUUGUGAUUAUCACUUCUGCUAAAAAUUGGAGAAAUUAAAGCCCUCUCCUUCAGAAGAUUUUACCGCUUUUCAUCAGGAUAAGGUCAUGUUACAUACCAAGCCUUAUUUCCUGCCGAAGGGCAUUUAACUUCUGAACACAUUGUAUGUUAAACUAUCCUUACAAAUUUAUCUUCGCAGAUCUGCUCCCUUCAGGAUUUCGGAUCACCUAUUCCUUGGAUUCCAAGGAAAAUCUAAGGGCAAGGUGGUCUCUAACAACCAUUGCUAGGUGGCUUAUGGAAAUCAGGUGAUCACAUUUCUAAAGUGGUCUUCAAUCUCCUAUUUCUGUUAAAGCUCACUCCACUAGAGCUAUGGCCACUUCAUGGGCUAAACUCCAGACAACAUUUGCAGAGCUGCCACCUGGUCUUUCACACAUUUAUAAAGCACUACAGGAUGGACCUCUUCUCAUCCUCAAGCUGUUUUGUGGCAUAAGGUGCUCCAAGCCAUUGUAACUUUUUUUUUUUUAUUUAUUUUUUUUUUCAUUUUUGCUUCAGAUCCUGCAAUCUCAUCUGUGUACUGCCACCAUAUGCUAGGAAAAACAGAAUAUUUUACUCACCGUAAAUUCUUUUUUUCCCUUAAUAUGGUGGCAGUACAAUAUCCCUCCCUGUUUUGCAAACUUAAUUUUGCAUUUGUGGAGUCCAUAUUUCUCUUGGUAUCAACUGGUUAGUAGUGGACCAUGGGGAAUUGAAGGGGAGCGUGGGAAGAGCAAGGUUAAUUUUUAUUUUACAGGCUACUUGUCCUAGCAUAUGGAAGUACAACCAAUCUGUCUACUGCCACCAUAUUAAGGGGAAAAAAAAUUUUUUUUCUGCAGCACCAUUUGGCCUUUUUGUUUUCUCAUGCUGUCCUGUAGAGGGUAUCUAAUUCAUGAGACUCUGCUCUCAGCAUCCAAGGAAGGAAAACACAUUAUCUUAAACUUCUGGAUAGUGAGGGCCUAUAAGGCCCUCUGUUCACUGACUUGUUUAGACUACCUUGCUUUUCCUUAUCUUGACUAUGCUAGACUAUACUUGGUUUUCAUAUCUAUGCAAUUCAAUAUAUUCCAUAUUGGUAACUGUGCGCAUACUUUACCCUAAGCUUGCCAAUAUGGCACUUGUAUGGUAUGGGUCUUAAAUAGCAAAAACCUGCUUCUAUUGCAUCUAUUUUUAUUUAUAUUUUUUUUAACAUACUUUGUGUAUUUAAUUUUUUUAUAUAUUUUUUUUCCCCAUCAGGUCUACACAGAAACAUUAGAUGAAGUCUACAAGCUUCUAAAGUUAGAGCUGCAUGUUACUCUAGUAACUCAUGAACGAUUCUGGACACUGGCUAAAAUCUUGUCCUCGAGAGUAUGCAGACUAGAGGAGACUGCAGGCAACUACGUCAACUGGAAGAUAAUAGGUGCACUACCAUGCUACAGGUAGGGGUCUAUAGAUAGUAAAACCAAGGAAUACAUUUAAAAGUUCAUAUUUAUAAAAAAAACCUAGGAAACGUCUUCCACAGCUAGCAGAGUAGAACUUGGGUGCCACUGGGGAAACAAUAUCUCAAUAAGCCAGUUGCAUUACACACUGCUCAUGUUUGCACUUUGUAAAUAUAGUCAGACUUGUGAGCUAUAGAAAGUAAUUGUACUGUGUGAAUUUCUUUAGACAUUCACUUUCUAGCAAAUAGACAACUGCUGGGUUGUGCAAGAUAGUCCUGUGUAGUGCUAAUUCAUAAUGUCUGAUCUCGUUUUUCUCUGAUAAAGCUUAUUACUAAAAUUACCAUGCUUCAGAUAGGUUUAUUGGGUCAAUGACAUUACUCUUUCUGUUGAACUUGCUGCAGUACUAUGAAAUGGCUUAGGAGUUAAUCCUCUAAGGGGGUCAAAUCCCCCUCUAAUAUUGUAAAGCGCUACAGAAUGUUGGCGCUAUAUAAAUCGCAAUAAUAAUGAGAACUUGACAGUAAGCAAAACCUGCUUCCAGGGACGCUGUAAUCUUAGAACUUUGACCAUCAGACACCCUUGAUAUGUGUAUUCAGUGGCUGUGAUAAAACUUCUGCUACAGUUAACAAGCUUGUGAGACAGUCUAAACCUCUGAAUAUUUUUCCAGGAUGUAUUUGACAUCUGGUGAUCCUCUGCAUCUGUACCAAAUGAAGGGAUUUCUGUUUAGGAAAAGGCUGAUUAAUGACUGGCUCUUACAAGAAGGCAACAUGUGGGUGAGGCAACUUCUUCCAGAUUGUAUCUACCAGCUGCUGGAAUAUGAGACCACUAUCCAUGAAGGUAACUUGGCACCUCCAUGCAUCUGUUGCUGCUUAAACUUUAGAAAACUGUACAUCUGAGCACCAUAUAGACAGAAGUUACUUCAAGCACCAAAGGCUUUAAAUGGCCAUGGAGCUUGGGUUCUGUAUGUACAGCCUUUCAUAGUAAACCACUGCAUAUAGACAACACACUGCUGCUCUAGGUGUAACUCCACAUACAGCAAUGUCCUUACCAAGCUGGCUAAUGUAAACUCCAUGCAUGCUGUAUGUCUGAGAUUACCAAGUGCAGCAAGGCCUCCUCAAAGCUAUAUAUGCCCAUCUUCCCCUCCAAUGAAGGGAAUUAAAUAAGAGGAUUGGGCUGCUGGGAGAACUUGGCUUUGGCAGUGUAAAUCCAUUGUGGUUUUUUAGCUUUUACUCACUUUUGGUUUACCCAGGCCAAAAACUAUGCCUUAUUAAAAACUAAUUUGUGGAUAAGCCCUGCAAAUGCUGGGAAUUGUGCAAAAACCUGAUUAUGACUAUAUAGCCGCCAUGGACAUUCAGACAUACAGCUGCAAAAUGUAAUGUGCAGAGGGUGUCAGAUUGAAAUAACUUCAAGAAUGUAGGUAAUCCAAUGUAGUGAUACCCACGCUAUGUAUUGACGGUUGAUCUAGACCUAACGAACAGCUUAAAGCACAAACGCAAACUAAUUUUUAGGGGAUCUAUCACUUUACGAAGUUAAACUAUAAAACAUGGCAUUAAAAAUUACCUAUAACCUGUACUAACUUUGACAAAAAUGUCUCCAUGUUAGAGACUUGGCAAAUUACACCACAAUCCAGUUGAACCCAGGGCAAACACUGCAAAUAAGCAAAAAACCUUGUUGGUCAAAAUGCAUCAUCAUACACAUGAGAAAAGCUAUCAAAUCUAAAAUGUGUAUCUUGAUCACAAACCUAGAGAGUAAAUGUAGAACUAUUUAAAAAUCUCUAGUGCAGAGAAAAUGCUACCCAUAAAGGUAGACUGUUGGAAUGUUGGGUUCUGUACAGUUUGCAUACAUAGUUGGCAGGUAAAACAGUGAUUCUUUAAUCCUUUCUAUACCCCUACCUGUUCCUUUGAUCCUUGUGAUUUGAAUUGUUCUGGAAUAAAGAAUUUCAGCCAAGAUGGAGGGGCCCUGUUGCAGGACAGAGGUAUGGGUUUAUACAUUCAACUUGACAAAUUACUAGGCACUAAUCCUGGGAAGUGAAUGUCUGCAUUCUAAAAGUAAUGGCUACCAGAACCAAAAUUGUGCUUUUCCCUGCUGUUGACCAAACUAAAUCGAUUAGUCUGCACUACUGACACCAAAUAUAGAUUCUACCUAGAUAAUGGACUUCUAGGGUGGUAGCUGCUUAAACUGCAGCCAAAGCUUCCAGUGGAAAUAACACAAUUAAAAGCUAAAUCUUCAGAUCAUACUGCAUUGUAAAUGAACCCUACAUACAGAUUUAUAGUCGAGCAUUCUGGGAAUGAGGUGGUUGAAGAUGACCCCUAAACUCUAUAAAUACCUACUUGUGUGGCAGGCUAUAAACUUGCUUUUGCUUGUAUGGCUGUUUUUAUGUUUUUGGUUUUUAAUUUUUUUUGUCUUUUCAGCUGAACUACAUGGAGAUACAUAUGUUGCCUACUUGAGUCGUCUGAUCUGGCUGUAUCUACAUUCUGGCCAUCAGUUGUACAUGGAGGCUACAAAAGGAUUCAUCCUCGAAUUUGCAUAUGCCAGUUUUAAAUCCCAAAUGUUGGAAAAUGGUCAUAUUGUACCACUUUUAGGCUUUUAUCAACCUUUUUAA